This is a messenger RNA of Anopheles maculipalpis, 2382 nucleotides long. Its product is annotated as MICOS complex subunit Mic60. Gene Ontology annotation, cellular component: MICOS complex. Gene Ontology annotation, biological process: cristae formation. Lineage: Eukaryota; Metazoa; Arthropoda; Insecta; Diptera; Culicidae. The transcript has 7 exons. The coding region runs from base 89 to 2332 and encodes 747 amino acids. The record is from RefSeq and is a predicted model, not a curated record.
CCGAAAAAAGAGGCCCUAAAAUACCAGAGGCUUCCCCCGGAGCAGAGCGCUCGUGACACAAGUUGCAGAGUAACAAAGCCGCCGCAAUAUGUAUCGUUUGCUGGUGCAGAAGGCGCUCGCGAACAAUUCGAAACGACCGUCCGCCCAGCUGUUCGCCGCCAGUCGAUCGUACAGUGGAAGCGCACGAGGAUCCAAACUGCCACCGUUUCAGGAGGCAGGAUUCGGAAAGGUGCUAGUGGUCCUAUCGCCAAUACUUAUUGGAGGAGGAGUUGUAACGUACGCCAAGUACGAUAAUGAAUUCCGUAAAACCUUAAUUACGAAUGUUCCUGCGCUGGAACCGGUGCUAAAGACGCUGCUGCAGGAGACGAACCCUCUGGAUGAGGUUACCAAAAAGAUGGACGACAUUAGCAAAACCAUCGGCGAGUACACUUCGACCAUUACCGGCUUCUUCGGUGGCGGAGAGGAGGAAAAGAAGCAGGACAAAAAGCCUGAUCUGCCGCCCAUCACCAAGUCUAAAUCGGUUCACGUACCGGUACCAUCGCCACCGCUACCAAAACCGGAACCCCUCAAUCUUUCCGACAAGGUACCGGAACAACCGAAAAAGAAGGAAGCGGCACCGAAAGUCGUUCCCGCGCAGGCAACAGCUACCAAAGCUGCCGCCGGUAGUGCGGCAACAGCUGCUUCAGCCAAAAGUGCUUCAGCACCUCCGAAGCCGGUGGUUCCCCUAUCAUCUGCCGGCGAAACGGUACCGAAAUCCAUCAGCGAUCUUGAACAACAGGUUGAGGUGGCUGCUACGAUCGCCAUCAAGCAGUACGGACAAGCUGUCGACGUGCUGAAAGCAUACACCGCUGAGGUCCGUAAGGUGGUAGACGAAUCGGUUGACAAACUAGACUCGACCAGCUGGACCACGCUGCGCAACCGUACCAGUGCACGCGAUACCGCUCUUGAGGCUGCGGAAAAUGCGGCUGAUCAAGCGAAGUCCAACAUUGAGAAACUACACGCCCUGCUGAACAGCCGCGAGAUCAAGUGUUCGGACGAGUUGAAGGACAAAGCUAGACAGAAUAUUGCCGCUUAUCUGGAGCAUCUGAAGAAGGCAAAGGAAGAAGUGUACGUGGCCCGUGAUCUUGCAUCGCUCGGUGAAAAGUACUGGAAGCGUGUGGAGGCGGCCCGGAACUACUUUGUCGAUGAGAUGGAAUCCCUCUUCCCGGGCAUUAAUUUGUCCGAGCGUAAGCUAAACCUUUCGAAGGAUGAGCUUGAUCUGUUCAUACUGCAUGCCUACACGCAAGUGGUCGCACACCAGAAGGAGUUGCAAAAGCUACAGAUCGAGGGCGAUCAAAGUCUACGCCGUGCGCUGGAAGCAGUACGAGGUUCGGAUCAGAGCGAAGAAGUGAAGUCGCGGCUAGAGUAUGAGAUUGCGAAGGAAACGCUUAGGCUAAAUUUGCUCAAUCAGAAAAAGCUGUUGCGUGCGCGGGCCGAGCUGGAGCAGCAGAUGCGUGAGCAGAUGAAGCGUCAAACGGAGGCACAUAUCGACCAUCUGAAGGAUGCGCUCACCCAGAAGGAGGUUGAGAUGAAGCGAAAGUUUCAGCGUGAGCUGGACGAGAAGAUUACGACGGAACAGGCGAGCUACAAGCUGCAGCUGGCGGCUAUGUUGGGCAAAUUGAAGGGUAUCCACAAUGCAUUGGCCGAGAUUGAUACCGAAAUGAAAGAGCACGCGGAUGCGGAAAAAAGCGCACACCAAGCACAGGCGCUCUGGGGUGCGUGCCAAUCGCUGUGGUCUUCGAUUCGUGCCGGUCAACCGGGAAAAUCGUGGCGCGAUCAACUGCGCCCACUACAGGAUGAAAUAGCGGCCGUUGCACGUUCUGCCGAAGGUGACGAACUGGUGACGGUCGUGUUGAAAGGCUUGCCAGAAACAGCCGUCAAGCGAGGAGUCUAUCCGGAGGAUGCGUUACGCGAACGUUUCCUAAAGGUGGAAGAAGUUUCGCGACGGUUGGCCCUCAUUCCCGCCGAAGGUGCCCGGCUACCGAUGUAUCUGCUUUCCUACCUGCAAGCCGCUCUUAUCGCACGUCCCGACAAGCCGAUCUCGCAAGACGAGCUUGAGAACAAACCGUUCGACUUUAGCAAGCUGGACACGUACGACAUUUUGAACCGCGCCCGAUACUGGCUCGAUCGAGGCGAUCUGGUAAAAACGGUACAGUACGUAAAUCUGCUGCAAGGCGCACCACGGAAAGCCGCGCUCGAGUGGUUGAACGAGGCACGAUUGCUGCUGGAAACGCAACAAGCUGCCAGUACGCUGAUGGCGCAUGCCGCCGCCAGUGGUGUCCGAUUCCUGUGAGGUGUGGCGACUGAUUCGUAUUAAAAACGUAACACAUUUAUUGCUGAUUG